AUGCAUUUACCUAAUUUAACAAACAUAAAAGAGUCAUCAUCUAAUAAAGCUUUCAAAAGAAACCCUUCAGAGAACCCACCAUCUUAUAAUGAAUCAAUAUCUCAAGUAUCAUCUCCAAUAUCAUUAACCCCUGUUUCUUCAGCAUCAAGAGUACCCACACUUUCCAAUUCCAAUUCCAAUUCUAAGGCAAGAUCGUCAAAAGCGUCUACUAAAAAAAAGAAUGUUCCUUAUAAACCAUCAGCUGAACAACAACGACAAAUAAAUAUAUUGGGGGGUUCUUCUACUACUACAACCCCCAUAGCUGAACUUUCUACAGUUUCUAGUCAUUCACAAACAGAAUAUUUCGAUGUUUUACCAUCAUUUCAAAUGUUUCAAAGUAUACUUAAACGAGAUGAUCGUCAAUUUCAAGAAGAUUUAUCCAGUUUACCACCAGGGUAUGGAGAUGUGACAAAUUCAUCACCGACUCCUCCUCCUCUUCCUCCUCCUCCUGCUCGUUCUGCACCUACUUUAUCACCUUCGAGUUCAAGAGAUCAUACUAUAGAUGAAGCUAUUCAAAGAUUAAAUGAAUAUGGAUUAGCUCAAGAACGAGAUGAAAUGAAUAAUGAUGAAUAUUUAUUUGAAGAACAUAAUAAUGAUCCCCAUAAUAACACUAAUAACACUUUGCUGCCGGUUGGAUCAAGUGUUAAUGCCAAUGUACAUAAUCAAAAUAUUGAAGUGACUCAAGAUGAUACCUAUGGUCAUUCACCAUUAGAUAAUAUUGAUAAAUUACAUAAACUACCUCAUUCCCCCAUAGAUAUACAAAUCUAUGUCACAAAACAAAUCCCUCAACCCAAUGUCAAUAAUGAUUUAGAAACAAGAUUAAAAGAAUAUACUAGUGGAGAUUUUGUCAAUGGUUAUAUAACUGUGAUUAAUAAUUCUCAUGAACCAAUUGAAUUUGGAUUAUUUACUGUUUCUUUAGAAGGAACAAUAAAAUCUGUGGAAAGAAAUCCUCAUGCCAUGGGGUUAACGCAUAAAUUUCUGAAAAUAUUAAUGAAGAAAUUUUUAAAAAUGUAUGAUUUAAAUGCUUCUUAUGGAUAUGUUCAAGUUCCUAAUAGUGCUGGGAUUCAAUAUGAACCAUUUUCUCAUGAUACUUCGGAUGGUUCAGUCAUUGGUUUACCUACUGAUCGAUUAUUACAACCCAAUAUAAAGUAUAAGAAAUUUUUCACUUUUAAAUUCCCUCAUAGAUUAUUAGAUAAUGCUUGUAUAAAUUCAUUAUUACCCCAUUUAUUACCACCACCAUCAAUGGGGAUAGAUCGAACAUGUUUUUAUAAUCGUGGUGAAGCAAUACAACUCAAUAAAGCAUUAGGAUAUGGAUUUUUAAAUGUUAGAGGGACACCAAUGUUGACUAAAGAUUAUAGUUUUGAUGAUUUGAGUAUUUCUUAUACUAUAGAAGCAAAAUUCAUUGAUAGAUUAAAUUCUACUGAACCUAUAUCUCAUGAUGAAAUUAAUAAUACUGAUAAUAAUAAUAAUGCAGCAGCAGAAUAUGUCAUUUCGAAAAGUUCUCAGUAUUUCCUUCGAUUUAUUCCUGAUUUAAAAGAGCAAGUACAAUAUUGUAAACGAUUUCAAAUUGGUGGAUAUCCUGUUAAUGGAAUUGGUGGCAAAUUUAUGCAACAGUAUUUACAUAAACUUACUUGGAAAGAUAUUAAAUUGAAAAAUCUUGAUGUUGAAAAAGAAAUUGAUGAAAAAUUGUUACAUAUGGAAUUAAGUCCUCAAGAAGUGAAAAAUAAAAGUUUAAUCAUCAAUAACACAGAACAUCCUCCCACCAAUAAUAUUAGGUUGGAACAACAUUUUAAACCACUUUCAAGUGAAUUGGAAAAAAAUAUUAUUAGCAACAAAAUACCUACAGAAAUAUUUGGUAAAAAGAAAAAAAUGAUUUUAUCAUCAUUAGUUAAAAUUGGUGAACUGAAAUUAUCAGUUAUAAUACCUGAUAAAAUCAUUCCUUAUGCAUCACCAAGAUUAUUAAUGAAAUAUAACAAUGGUACUCAACAACAACAACAACAAAAACAACAACAACAAGAUUCAGAUCUAGAUAAUAAUAAUAAUAAUAAUAAUAAUAAUAAUAAUAAUAAUACAUCAUCUUCUACUUCUUCUUCUUCAUUAUCACUUCGACCAGUUUUAAGUCAUAUGGAUGAAAUUUAUAAUCGAGAUGAAGAAGAUAUAAUUGAUUCUGUGAAUUUAAAACUUGAAUUCAUAACUACCGAUAACAAUAAUAUUCGUGCCCCUGAGAUUCAAUCCAUUGAUGUUAAUAUUAUAUUUUGGUCAUAUAGUACUGAUUAUCCAAUUCCAUUUGAAAUUGGUUAUGAUUUUUUUUAUACUAAUGAACAAAAUCAAGAUGAAAUUAUUAAGGAUCCUGUGGAAAUAACAAGAAAUAAUUUACAAAUUUUAAAAGAUCAAGUAUCUAAUUAUAUUUCAUUUGUUAAAGAUAAUAAAAUUUCAUUAAGUCGUGAUGCAUUUUUAUAUUUAAAAUCAAUUAAAUCUUUAGGUGUGAAAAAAGAUACCAUAAAGGAUUAUUUUCAAAUCGUGACCGAUAAUAAUUUAUUGAAUCGUGAAGGUAGUUGGAAAGUUGAACAAUUGAGUAAUAGUACUAGUACUAGUAAUAGUAAUAGUAAUACUAGCAACAACAGUAACAACAACAACAACAACAACAAUAGUAAGAGUUUCCGAUAUACUAAAAAUUUGACUAUUCCAUUGACUAUAUUAAAUAAAAAUAAUGUCAAUUUAUUACCAAGUUUCCAAAGUUGUCUUGUUGGUAGAUUAUAUUGUUUACAGAUUAUGGUACGUUAUAAAGGUACUAAUAAUGAUCAAAAUGAAUUUGCUGAUAAUAUAGUUAAACUAGAUGUACCAAUAUUAGUAGGAUAA
Molecule: messenger RNA, 2898 nt
Organism: Candida albicans SC5314
Lineage: Eukaryota; Fungi; Ascomycota; Pichiomycetes; Serinales; Debaryomycetaceae
Product: ubiquitin-ubiquitin ligase
Exons: 1
Coding region: 1-2898 (965 amino acids)
Biological process (GO): protein polyubiquitination; protein monoubiquitination
Cellular component (GO): ubiquitin ligase complex
Molecular function (GO): ubiquitin-ubiquitin ligase activity
Source: RefSeq, a predicted model, not a curated record